AACCAGGGGGAAAGUCCCUCCCUGCCAUCAGCCUCUGUAUUGGCUGUAUAUGCUGGAUCAGCAUCAGAUCCAGGGGAGCUGUCAGCCAAUGAAUGGAGAGGCAGAUGCAGCAGGGAGAGGAGAAGGUUCCACAGAGCGGGUCCAGGAGCAGUCAUCUACCAGACUGCAGCCAGAGUCAGCCUCUCAUUUUUCUUUCUGCACUAAUCAUUUCUGCGACUGCUUGCACUGACAUGGAGGAUAAAGUCACAGACUUCUCAGGAAAAUGGAAAAUGAAGUCUUCGGAACAUUUUGAGGAUCUUUUGAGAGCACUGGGUGUGAAUGUCUUCCUGAGGAAGAUUGCAGUGGCAGCGGCCUCCAGCCCAGCGGUGGAAAUCUCCCAGCAGGGAGAGAGCCUGACCAUCCAGACGUCCACGAGUGUACGCACCACCAACGUGUCCUUCACUGUGGGUCAGUCCUUUAACGAGACCACAGUGGAUGGACGUCCUUGCACGAGUGUUCCAAAGUGGGAAACAGACAGGAAGAUCAGCUGCGAACAGACUUUACAGAAAGGCGAUGGGCCCAAGACGUCGUGGACCCGAGAGCUGACCAAUGACGGAGAACUCAUACUGACAAUGAGCGCUGGAGAAGUUGUCUGCACCAGAGUUUACGAGAGGGAAUGAGGACGUUCUCAAAAGUGUCAUACAAUACUUCUGUUUGUGCAUGGUUUGUGUUUACUAGCCAUAGUUGUCCUCUUGUCGUCCUCCCCUAAAGCAGUUGUUGGUCAUACUGUGUUGAAAUGACUUCAGUUUACAUGAAUGUAUGUUGGUAAAAUCGUCUUUUUUAACAGCAAAGCUGAAUGGUGGUGUCUAAACCUUUUUUCAAGAUGUUAAACUGUCUGAUGAUUCCUUUUUUUUUUUUUUUUCCAAACACUCAUUCUUUAGGCUGCCUCCUCCCUGCACCUCCCAUUCCCUUGUUGUCCAUCUACAGAGUUUACAUCACUCUCUGGCAUUCAUUUCCUCAACGUACAAGUUAUUCCACACUCGUUCCGUCCUCCGUCAGUCCCCUGUCCUCUGUGUGCCCCCUGUCAUCACCACAAUAUGUAUUCAAGAGUCUAAAAAGUCCCCAAAACAAUUCAUAUUUCAUAAACUUUACUUUAAGAGAUGCUUUGGCAACGGUGAGCAAGGAAACAGGGAGUGGAAGGGAAAAUUAUUGAGGCAAACAGAGAAGGCAGCCAUGAGAAAGUCAUUUCAUAACUUCAGAAGAAGUUCUACUUCUUAUUCUUGUCUUUCCAGCUGUACCUAUUUGCAAAAUGAAGUCAGUAAAAAUCCCCCCCACCCUUCUUUCUGGCUUUGCAUGCAGGUAUAAAUGUCAGACGGCUUCCUCAUAGAUUUCCAGCCGCUCUCUCUCUCU
Solea solea (common sole) is the source of this 1389-nucleotide messenger RNA. RefSeq names its product cellular retinoic acid binding protein 2, b (gene crabp2b). Lineage: Eukaryota; Metazoa; Chordata; Actinopteri; Pleuronectiformes; Soleidae. Gene Ontology annotation, molecular function: fatty acid binding. Gene Ontology annotation, cellular component: cytosol; nucleus. The record is from RefSeq and is a predicted model, not a curated record. The transcript is spliced from 4 exons. The coding region runs from base 93 to 659 and encodes 188 amino acids. Gene Ontology annotation, biological process: fatty acid transport.